This is a messenger RNA of Macroventuria anomochaeta, 939 nucleotides long. RefSeq lists its product as uncharacterized. The record is from RefSeq and is a predicted model, not a curated record. Gene Ontology annotation, molecular function: oxidoreductase activity. The transcript has 2 exons. NCBI's taxonomy places the organism in Eukaryota, Fungi, Ascomycota, Dothideomycetes, Pleosporales, Didymellaceae. The coding region runs from base 313 to 939 and encodes 208 amino acids.
AUCGCGAAGAAUCGUAUUGCAUGAAGCAUUGACGAAGAAAGAAUAGAUGGAUGGAAUCGAAAAUUGGGUGCAUUGCCAGACUAACGUUCAAGAUGAGUAAACAGCUGUCGCUUGUGCGAGCAACCUAGCAUUGUAGCUUCCCUAGCUAUUGAGCGCUAAACCAGCUGGAUUGAACGACUUCGGGCGCACAUCAUGCAUCAAAUGUCACAGGAUGAACAUAACAUCAAAAAAGCACUUUGACGAGCAGUAUCCACCAUAUCUCUAAUGCAAACAACACUAAACCACCACUAAGUACCGUCAAGAUCAUUCAGGAUGGAACAUCAAAACGAGACCGCACAAGUCAAUCCCCAAGACGAAUCAUCGACUACCACGCCCCAACCCUUCAGAACCCUCACUUUCCUGCUGCUCACCCGACACUCAACCCGCUCCUUCCUCCCACACCCGUUCCCCACUAUGCGAAGCCCUAUCACUCGCCCAAAACACCCCCAGCAACUCCAAUCUGCAGUCUCAGCGCGUCAAAAAUCCUAUCGCCACUACCGCUCUGCGCUUGGUAAGCAAUUGUAUGGCCCGGAUGGGUAUGAUGUCGCAAGGGACCAAGAAGAGGGGAUGGAGAAGGCGCGGAUGAGAAAUUAUACAUUCUUCGAUGCGCCAGUUGGUAUGAUCAUCUGUAUGGAUAAGAGUUUGGCAGAAGGUGAUGUGAUGUGUGUAGGAAUGUAUGUGCAGACUUUGUAUUUGUUCUUGGCGGAGCGCGGGGUAGCGAGUUGUGUGCAAGUUAGUGUGGCUAGAUAUCCUGAAGUCAUCAAAGAGGUGUCGGGAAUUGGUGAGGAUAUGCUGAUCCUAAGCGGUGUGGCGGUUGGGUUUGAGGUUGCAGCGGCGAAGCUGAAUGAGUUGAGAAUAGGAAGAGAUGCGUGGAGGGAGUGUGACAAGUUCAUUGAGUAG